Acanthamoeba castellanii str. Neff is the source of this 1080-nucleotide messenger RNA. RefSeq lists its product as uncharacterized. NCBI's taxonomy places the organism in Eukaryota, Discosea, Longamoebia, Acanthamoebidae. The coding region runs from base 1 to 1080 and encodes 359 amino acids. The record is from RefSeq and is a predicted model, not a curated record. The transcript has a single exon.
AUGGCCUCCACGACAGACUCCCGACCCACCCUCUCUGACUCUUCGCCGAGCAGCGGCUCUGCUGCUGCAGGUGGCGCCAAGAUUACCAACAUAACAAAUAAUUCCUCGAGCGCCAGUUUGCCGCCAUCUUCGGGCGGUGCAUCAUCGUCGCCGAUUAAUGCUGCUACACGCAAUGGCAGCCAGGCUGCAGGAGCGCCGCCUUCGGCUGGCAACGCGCCCGUGACCAAGGUGUCGCCUGGCGGAGGCCAACCAUUCGGUGGCCCCAAUGCCAGCAGCAACCAUUUCAACUUCUUCGACUCCAAUGCCUCCUUCGGUUCGUUCGGUUCGCUCGAAUCUGCCUCGGCCCUGCCCUCGCUCCCGUCGCUCCUCGAUUCCAAGGACAAGGCCGCCCUUGCCGCCGAAUCCCAUCGCGAUGCCACCGUAACAUCGACCUCGCGCGGUGGUGGCCCCGCCCCGCUCGACAACGGGCGCCUCGUCCCCCCGCCGCCCUCCAGCACCCAGGCCUCCGCCGCCGGUGGGCGCCAGGGUGCGCCCGCCCCCGCUCAGCAGUCGCGGCCCGCCCAGCAGUCCGCCGGCCCCGCCGCCGCAGCCCCUCAGCAUGGCCGACCCGUCGCCCGCGGCCAGCCCGUCCCCCAGCAGCCACCGCAGCCGCAGGCCCAGGCCCAGCAGCAGGCCCCGCAGCCACAGCAGCAGCAACCGGGUCCGCAGGGCUCGCCGCCGGGCCAGCAGUCGAACGCGCUCGUGUCGACGCAGUCGCCGGAGAACAAGCGGAUCAUCAACCCCGUGACGGUGCCCAACGGCCAGAACUUUGUCGACAUCACGGAGUACCUCAACAUGCCGCAGUCGGAGGCGGCCAAGAAGCUGGGCAUUCCGCCGUCGACCCUGAGCAAGCGGUGGAAGGAGGCCGUGCGCAACCGCAAGUGGCCGUGGCGCGUGGUGUGCAAGCUCGACAAGGAGAUCAUGACCCUGCUCCACAACGUGCCCCAGGGCGCACCCAUUCCCGAGGAGAUCGAAGGCCGGCUCGGCUACCUGAUGAGGAAGCGGCAGGAGGAGCUCAAGCCCGUCGUCAUCCGACUCUGA